Tupaia belangeri chinensis (Chinese tree shrew) is the source of this 891-nucleotide messenger RNA. RefSeq names its product cyclic nucleotide-gated cation channel beta-1-like. Lineage: Eukaryota; Metazoa; Chordata; Mammalia; Scandentia; Tupaiidae. The transcript has 6 exons. Bases 1 to 585 code for a protein of 194 amino acids. The record is from RefSeq and is a predicted model, not a curated record.
AUGGCCAAGGCUCCCCGUGGGGUCCCAAGCGCACUGCCCUGCACCCCACAGAUGGCUUCUCCUGUUUCCCCUGCAGUCAGCAUUCUCCCUGAAGGGCAAGUGGAGCCUGACCUCGUCCUAGAGGAGGUUGACCCUCACUGGAAGGAUGCCCACCGGGACAUCAGCACCAGCCCAGCGUGUGUGGUGGUGGUUUCAGUGUAUGAAGAAGAGAUCGAGGCUGUGGAGGAGAGGCCCAGGGAGCUGUUUCAGAUUCGAGAAGAGAAAGAAGAUGAGGAGGAAGAUGGAAAUGAGGAAGAGGAGAAGAAGGAAGAGGAGAGAGAGGAAGAGGAGAAGGAGGAGAAGGUCAUGGAGGAGGAGCAGCCAGAUGUCCUCCUGCUGGGUAGCUGCUGGGUGGCACAGGCAGACCAGGACGGAGUAGACGAGCCAGAAGAGCGGAGCAUCUGGAACCAGGAGCUGCAGGGGACGGCUGCUGACAGCUCCGCAGUCCCCAAGGGGCCACCUCUGCAAGAGCCUCUGCCCCAGCACCAUGGCUCAACCAGCCCGGGACGUGGAGCUGAAUCGUCUGGUCCAAGACCAGCCACAUGACCAGGUGGCACCCGGGUCCGGCCCCCCAAACCUGGUGGAGAACCUCCCUAACGUGCCCAGCUACCGCCCCGCAAUCACCCGCAUCCCUGUCCUCGUCUCCCGGAGAACCGCCUUGUCCAACUCCAGCUUCGCCAGGGAGGCCAGGAGCUCCAUCCGUCGCCUAGUACCUGCCACGAAAGAGCACCCAGAAGUUCAGGUGGAAGAUACUGAUGCUGACAGCCACCCCCUUAUCGUGGAGGAGAGUCCACCUUCACCAGAGCUGCUGCCACCUUCACCUGCCAAAUCUGACACCCUCACAGUCCCAGG